Molecule: messenger RNA, 1474 nt
Organism: Hipposideros armiger (great roundleaf bat)
Lineage: Eukaryota; Metazoa; Chordata; Mammalia; Chiroptera; Hipposideridae
Gene: JPT1
Product: Jupiter microtubule associated homolog 1
Exons: 5
Coding region: 132-596 (154 amino acids)
Cellular component (GO): nucleus
Source: RefSeq, a predicted model, not a curated record
CCAGCCAGGCAGGCGGUGGCGGAGGUUUUUGCCCCGGUCGCCGGCUGUUCGUGGGGUACCUGCUCUGCGCCCCUCGGACCCGGUCUUUCAGCGCUCUGCUCCCGCGCCAGCCUACCUCGCUCCUCGGCGCCAUGACCACCACCACCACCUUCAAGGGCGUCGACCCCAACAGCAGGAAUAGCUCCCGGGUUUUGCGGCCUCCAGGUGGUGGAUCCAAUUUUUCAUUGGGCUUUGAUGAACCAACAGAACAGCCCGUGAGGAAGAACAAAAUGGCCUCUAGCAUCUUUGGGACAUCUGAGGAAAAUCCCCCUUCGUGGGCCAAGUCGGCAGGUGCCAAGUCUAGUGGUGGCCGAGAAGAUUCUGAAUCAUCUGGACCCCAGAGAAGGAACUCUUCGGAAGCAAACUCAGGCGACUUCUUCGAUCUGAAGGGAGAAGGUGACAUUCAUGAAAAUGUGGACACAGACUUGCAGGCUGGCCUAGGGCAGAGUGAGGAAAAGCCUGUGCCCGCUGCCCCUGUGCCCAGCCCAGUGGCGCCUGCCCCAGUGCCGUCCCGAAGAAACCCCCCUGGUGGCAAGUCCAGCCUCGUCCUGGGUUAGCUGCGACUGUCCUGAACUGUCGUUUUGUCUGUUUGUUUUCUCCACGCUUGUGAACUGCACAACUUGAGCCUGACUGUACAUCUUUUGGAUUUGUUUCAUUAAAAAAGAAGCACUUUAUGUACUGCUGUCUUUUUUUCUUUUCUUUUUGAAGAACAGGUUCUCUUGAUGUGUCCUGAUUCCUCUGGGUCUGUAGGCCAUGGCAUGAGUGUUUUCUAGUAGUAGAUUGGAGGGAAGGCUUUGUGACGCUUACUACCGUGUUUUUAAGAAUAAUUUGGUUCCAAAUGUGUUAGAGGAUCUUUUGUAUUGAGGUUUUUAAACCCCUUUUCUUGUCAGCUUUACUUGGGUUUACCAAGCCUUGAUUGGACAGGCCAGUAAACAGUCCCCAGGCCCCCAACACAGGGUUGUCUUUUUACCAAACCGUCUUGCUAUUGCCCUAACUUGUCAGUGCCCUUUGUAAAAAAGAAGAAAAAAAAAAAAAGCAUCUUUUUGUGCCAAAUGGAAUACUAAGGAGGCCUGCGCCUCAUGCCUUGCUGCCUGCAAAGCAAAGAAACUGCCUUUUAUUGUUGAACCUUAAGAAAUAAGCCAGAUACCAAACUAACGUGACUGGCUGGGGCGCAAAGCCUCCUGCUCUUAUGCAGAGAAAGCUCCAUUGUAGCUCAAACUGACCAGUUCCAAGUGGUGAAGCAAGCAAGGGCGGUGACCAUACAAGAAGUGGGUCUUAGUCUCGAAGGGACCCCACUGGGGCAGCGCUCUUAGAAACCUGACGCUGUGUGCAUGACGCUGGUGCUUGACCAUGAAACGAAAAAUCUCAUCCUUAAAAUGUGUGUUGUAUUUCACAAUCCUGGACCUUUGCUUAAAGUAAACAAUGUACAAAUUUU